Molecule: messenger RNA, 1879 nt
Organism: Camelina sativa (false flax)
Lineage: Eukaryota; Viridiplantae; Streptophyta; Magnoliopsida; Brassicales; Brassicaceae
Source: RefSeq, a predicted model, not a curated record
UAAACCUAUAUCAUUUCUGUUAUUUACAGAUCCAACCACCUUAUACCCACCCAAACCCACAAAAUUCGGACAAUCCAGUUGAAAUCGGAUCUCUCCUUUAACUACCCAACUUUUCGAAUUCCUUCAUUCACGACUCCACUCUCCCUCGUUCAAUUCCCGUUAAUUAUUCUUCUCCCUCAAGUGCAACUAAGGAUAACUCGAUUCUGGAAUCAUAAUGGUUCGUACAAAGAACCCAAGCUAUGUGGAAAAAUCGAAUCCCCCAGCAGAUCUCGAAGAAGAAGCAACUCGUGGAGAUGAAUCAGAACGUGAUUCCGAUAAAACGGACUCAAUUGAGAAGUCAAAUGAUAAGGAUUCAUCGGAAUCUGAGGAUGAAUCCGAUGUAAUGCAACCUUUGAGUAUGUACUUUGAUUACUCCCAGUAUACGAAGCCUUUCAAGAUGUCUGGAAAGUGUUAUAUUUCAGAGGCGGUAAACUUAUUAGGCGGUCAUCUUAAGGAAGAGGAGUUGGAUUGGUUCUUAGGGCACCCACAGUUCAAGCAUUUCUUCCAUAUGCCUAAGGAUUCGAAUCAUAAGUUGAUGGGUAUGUGGAUGUUGUUGCUUCGCACAGCGCAUUUGGAGAAGAAAAAUGAAUGCUGGUUCAUUGUUAAUGGGACUCCCAUCCGGUAUUCUCUCCGAGAAAUGGCAAUCAUUUCUGGGUUAUAUUGCCAUCAGUAUCCAAAAUUCAAGGAUGGUUUGGGCAGUUUAAAUUUUGCUCGGAAGCAAUUUAAAGGUGGACAAAUAAUACAAUAUGGAGAUGUCAAAGCGAAGCUACUUUCGAUGAAGAAACUUUCAGAGGAUCGUUUGAAGAUGGCCGUACUGUAUUUUUUAUCUAGCGUCAUCAUAGGGAAGAAAAAGGGUGGAAAGAAUGCACCCUCUGUGGAGCCUUUCUUUCUUAGAGCUGUGGAUGAUCUUGAUUUGUGUAGAACAUUCCCUUGGGGUCGAAUGGCAUUUGAUGAGAACAUGAAAGACAUCUUUCAUUUGAUGGGACACUUUGGUGGAGUUGUGGGUCCACAGUGGGUCUUUCCUAGUUUCAUCAUUCCUUUGGAGCUUCUUGCGUUUGAAGCAAUUCCUGUGCUAAAGAACACCUUCCGAGAAGACGUUUCUGAUUCACAUGCACACCGUAACUGUCCUCGGAUGUGCAAGAUGAAGUUUAAAGCAAGUAAGAAGAAAGGUUUUUCUUUGAAAGAAAUAUAUGACCAACUUGGUACAACUAAGGAGAUUGAUAGUAUGUUAACUCCAACUCCUCGGGAGGCACGCCUUUUAGCCAUGAUCAUAGAUGAGGAUGGUGGCUGUGAUGAUGCGGAUGAUCCAGUUGCUGAUGGUUGGAGCAAACGUUUAAUUGAAAAGCACAAGUCAAUUUGGUUUGAAGAGCUUCACAACCUAGAUGUGGCCGCCCGAUCAUUUGAGGCAAAUCCGGUGAUUGAGAAUGUGGAUCCGGAUGAUGUGGAUCCGAAUGAUGUGGCUAAGGAUGAUGCGAAUUCGGAGAAUGAUAUGGUAGGAGGUAGCUUGAUUCAGCUAAGAGCUAGCUUGAUUCAGCUAGAAGAUCUGGUGAAGAAGGGGUUUAAGGAAAUCAACGAAAAAUUUGAUGACAUGGAUGCUAGGAUCAAAUCGGUGGAAACAUAUGUGAACUGGGAAAGAAAUGGAGAAGGAGUUUUUCCAAGCGAGGAAUUUGGUGCAAAUGAGUGUGACGGAGUUGGUGCAAAUGAGGCUAUAGAGGAGGAGGAUGCCGAGAAGGAGAAGGCAGUAUGUGAACUCUUUGUGUGUUUAAGCAGACAAAAUAACACACAAGAACAAGACAAAUUACCGGCAAUCGUCAAAUGGAACCAGACAAACGAUCCUUAG